AGUAUUCCCUUCACCGGGGCAAUAUUUGGGGGAAUGCAAGAGGGGAAAAUGGUGAUGAUUCAAGGACAAGUACCUCAAUAUGCUAAGAGGUUCCAGGUGGAUUUUCAGUGCGGGGCCGGUGUGAGCCCCCGCCCCGAUAUAGCGCUCCAUUUCAACCCCCGUUUCAGUGAUGGAGAGCUGAUUGUGUGUAACUCGCUGCAGAAUCAGCGCUGGGGCAGUGAGGAGAGGAAGCAAGGAAUCCCCCUCUCCCGGGGAACUUACUUUGAGCUCAUCUUCCACCUGCGACCAUACUGCUUUCAGGUCUCGGCAAAUGGAAACCACCUUCUGGAGUAUAAUCACCGUUUGCCGUUCAACCGGGUGGACACUUUAGGCAUCUCUGGAGACGUCACCAUCAGCACCAUCACCUUCACCAGCCCCGGGGUUCCAGCGUUUGCUCCACCGCCCUACACCCCAAUGCCAGCUUACAUGGUAACAGCUGCCAGCUCACAAUUUCGCCCUCCGUUCCACCAGCGGUGGCCAUAUCCCAACGCCUCGUUGGGUGAAAACAUUUCUCCGAACCUCCGCUCUGUUUCUUUUCCCAACGCUCUUAAAUCGGUGCCCUCGGGUUACUGA
Messenger RNA from Callorhinchus milii (elephant shark), 612 nucleotides. Its product is annotated as galectin-12-like. Gene Ontology annotation, molecular function: carbohydrate binding. NCBI's taxonomy places the organism in Eukaryota, Metazoa, Chordata, Chondrichthyes, Chimaeriformes, Callorhinchidae. The record is from RefSeq and is a predicted model, not a curated record.